AUGGUUGAAAAUCGUGGCCCGGAGCUUCAGGUUGUGGUGUCAACCUUCGUCGCAGUAGCCUUCAUCGCAGUUGUCCUCCGCGUCUAUGUUAGACUGUUUCUCGUAAAAGCUUUCGGAUGGGAUGACUCGUGGAUGGUGGCCGCGCUACUCGCACAAAUAAUGUUUGCAGCAGCUGCUUUAGGCGGCGUACAUUAUGGAACUGGCCGCCAUAUGGCCGACCUCACUGCUGAGAAUGCCAUGAAAGCAAUGCGGUAUUGGUGGAUCUGUUACAUAGGCUACUGUCUAUCUAUGAUCGCCGCCAAAAUAUCCAUUGGCCUGUUCCUCCUUCGCGUCACGGUCAGCAAGAUACAUCGCUGGAUCAUCUUCAUCGCCAUGGGGUUAUCCGUCCUCACCGGUCUCACCUUCUUCUUCGUAACACUCUUUCAAUGCUCGCCAAUAUCAUUCUUCUGGAAUCAAAACCAACCCGGGAGUUGCGUGCCCACCGAUGUCAUCAUUGCCCUCACCUUCCUGUACAGCGCCGUGGCAAUCAUCACCGACUUUACAUUCGCUAUCCUGCCAUUUUUCCUAAUAAUGGGCUUGAACAUGUCGAUGAACAUGAAGGUCAUGCUUAUUCCCAUUUUAGGCAUGGCUUGCAUUGCAAGUGUAGCUGUAGUCGUCCGACUCGCGUAUGUCAUGGACUUCAAGAAUCCCGACUUCCUCUGGGCCACCCUCGACAUCGCAAUCUGGAGCGACAUCGAACAAGGACUCGCCAUAACGGCCGGUAGUCUCGCAACACUCCGUCCGCUCUACCGAAUAGUCUCAUCAACCCUUGGCUUCGCAACGACUCAACCAGGCCAGCAAUCAAAAUCGAACAUGAACUUGAAAUCGCCGCAAUGGGAUAGCGGAAUGCCGGAUGCAAGUCGAAGAAAGAAGGGCCCGUUCAGCUUUUCGUCUACGUUGAUGCGGACAGAAAGGGGGCAAACAAUGCAAGAUAAAGAUGAGGAAUACACCAUGGGUUCUCUCGCUCCCAUACGUUUGAGGGAUGACCUUAUCGACGAGGAGACGAAUGAGAAGGGGUUUAAUGCUUGGGAGAUACGAGCAGGGAAAAGCGCAGACGAAGAUGCGUUGAUUAAAGGGAAAAUCACUAUGCAAAAGCAAGUGUAUCAGCAGUCAGAUCAACUGUAA
Dothidotthia symphoricarpi CBS 119687 is the source of this 1164-nucleotide messenger RNA. RefSeq lists its product as uncharacterized. The transcript is spliced from 5 exons. The coding region runs from base 1 to 1164 and encodes 387 amino acids. Lineage: Eukaryota; Fungi; Ascomycota; Dothideomycetes; Pleosporales; Dothidotthiaceae. The record is from RefSeq and is a predicted model, not a curated record.